UUUUUUUUUUCUUUCUUUUUUUGUUACCAACGACACAAUGAAGGCUGAUGCUUCAUUAGCAAAAACAUAUCCCCAAGUCUAUGAAAUGGUUGAAUUCCAUAACAAGGGUAAAGCGCCCCACUGGACUGAUUAUGUUUCCAAAGAUCUAGUCUUGGCAGAAGUGACUCCGGGACAAGUCGUUUGGGAAAUGGAAGUCAAGGAAUCCCAUUGUAACCAACUUGGUAAUCUUCAUGGUGGAUGUGUUGCGACUUUGAUUGAUAUUUGUACUUCUUUUGUUACCUUGGCCCAUGAAGGCAAGUCUAAAUGGAGAUCGAUGGGCGUAUCCACUGAUUUGUCAGUCAGUUAUUUUCUUGGUAUUCCUGCUGGUGAAACUAUCCGAAUCGUAUGUACUGCCAACCGAAUAGGCAAGAACUUGGCAAGUAUUCGUUCUAUGAUCUACAACUCGAAUGGACAAAUCUGCUACUCUGGCUCCCACACUAAAUUCAAUAUAGAUUCCCGAUUAUAGUAUUUAGAUAUGUUCCCCAUCCUUCUUUUAGAAAAUAAAAUAAAAUAAAAUAUCAUAUUAUAUGCGUUUUUGAUUACGAAAUAA
This is a messenger RNA of Halteromyces radiatus, 589 nucleotides long. Its product is annotated as HotDog domain-containing protein. Gene Ontology annotation, molecular function: fatty acyl-CoA hydrolase activity. The transcript has 3 exons. The coding region runs from base 38 to 505 and encodes 155 amino acids. Lineage: Eukaryota; Fungi; Mucoromycota; Mucoromycetes; Mucorales; Cunninghamellaceae. The record is from RefSeq and is a predicted model, not a curated record.